AUGGUUGACCUUGCCGUCAAGUUGCCGAAUCUUGAGUACUGGGGUUGUCGAUUUGGAGGCAAUGAAUGGUCGCCGAAGGCGAAACAAGAAGCGAGAAGAUAUCUCAUCCAAGAUUGGGCUGGACCACGUCGGGACACAAGACAAGAUUUUGCAAAAGCUCUAUUAUCUGCACGUCUGCCUGGUUCACUUCGGCGCAUUCGUCUAGAUUUCCUCUAUGAUCUCGAACGUAGUACGCAUAUUGACCAUCUCACGGCACAGCCUGAUAUGCCCAAGGAUAACUGUACCCUUUCCUGGCCGAAUCUCGAGAGUCUCGUUGUCGUGUUUCACAUGGUUAGCCCGUCGGGGCAAUGGUGUUUCAUAGGACCGAACGGCGAAGGGCGCAACACGGCAGCAUUCAAGGUCGACGAUGCCUCAUAUCCACCCUUGGAAACAACUCCGUAUGACGAAGAUAUGAUCGACCAGAUUGAUCAUGAUGGAGACCGGCGGCUAUACAUAGGAAGCCAAACCUCCCGCUUCCGCAUUGUGCCAAAUGAUACUACACUACGGCCGUUCCUUAUGGCCUUUGCCAAAGCAGCAUCAAACAUGAGGGCUCUCCAAGAGGCAGCGCUCUGGUGCCCUGUUUCAUGGGUACCCAAUGAUGAAAAUGGGGAUGAUUCAAGACCGGAAAUGUUUUCAAAAGAUUGUCCAGACACCAAAAGGGUCGCUUGGGGAGUGCACUAUCAAGCGAGGGGCGAGCUUGACGAUACUUGGCAGGGUGGGAACUUUCCUACAGAAGUUCCCCUACUCUGGUGGAAAGUCGGCCUGUGGCGUCCGGAUCCCGAACUGCAUGAGCUUUUUCAGCAGAUUGGAGUCAGAUCUAGGUGCGAGUGGUGCAGUGUACGGGAACGACCCUGUAUUCACCUUUUGCCUCCCCCGCCAUCUCCGCUCAUCUUUCUCGCCUUCUCUCAAACUACAAGACCUCGUCGCAUCCUGCCACGACUCUCACUGCACUGCUCUCAUCAUCGCAUGAUGCCUCCUCCCACCGACCCGGUUCCUCUCCCCGAUAUCCUCGAAACGUACACCGGCUGGUUCAGCAGUGAUGGCCUGCACAUUGUCAUAAUGCUAGAAGGAUCCACUUUGCGUCUAGGAUGCCUCAGCCAUAUCCGUGGCGACAUCCUCGAGAGCUGGACACUAUGCUUCGUACCUGCAAUCAACAUCGCCAGCAGCACCGAGGAGGAGACAGCUCUCAAUCGUCCUCUUCAAGCCGUCGCCAUGGCGCUUCCAGGCAGAUACAUGGUCUCAUUCGACAUCAAAAAGGGCGCAAUACACGGCGUGAGCAUAGACACGAUGCUGUAUGCACGCUACAAGCCCGAUACGUGCGCCAUCAUGAAGGUACCAAGAGAGCUCCGGCAAAUGAUCUGGCGCUACAGCCUAGCCAACGAAGCUGGCAAAGUGACACUUGAAGAAUACGGUGAUCUGCGUAUCAUCACCAACGGACGUACGCAGUCGCAGUUCAACCGCAUCCACGAGGUACAUCCCGAAUUCGCCACUGAGGCCUUGCAUCACGAGCUGUACGACAACACUCUCGAAUGCACGGACGCAGCCCGUCUUGUUGAGCUGCUCCACUCAGACAAGGGAAAUGUUAAGCUCUGCCUCCGCGAUGUUCUGCUCUCGGCGGAUUGGGGUCAGAUGCCGCUGCCGCCGCGAAUGCCUGACGCCCACCUUCUCAAGGAUAUUCUGCGGUAUGCCAAGCAGCAUAAAGAGACAAAGUUUACCAUUCGCAUGAUGAUGUGGCGUCUAACUCCAAUAAAUUCAAGCCAGGUUAUGUUGCACUUUCUGGAAUUUGGAGAAGGUAUACGAAGAGCUAUUCGAGGCAAGCAGUCGAUCUUGUCGAUAAUGACUAUCCAAAACCAGGUUCUCUUUUGGACGAAAGAGCACGAUUUCUCGGGGCUUGACGCAGACAACGUCAAGUUUUUCCCUGAAAUGGAUUGCUUUUGUAGGUCUCUGUAUCGGGCUCAGGUUGCAUUUUUUCUCGACGAGGUGCUUACAGACUACAUGGCACAUGCACCAGGAUUACACGCCAGUGACGUAAAUGAAGCGAUUGAGUCGGUCGUCAACGAUAUAGAGGAAUGGCACAAGAACGGCAUUUAA
Molecule: messenger RNA, 2130 nt
Organism: Pyrenophora tritici-repentis Pt-1C-BFP
Lineage: Eukaryota; Fungi; Ascomycota; Dothideomycetes; Pleosporales; Pleosporaceae
Source: RefSeq, a predicted model, not a curated record